AUGCCCUGUGUUACCAAAUGCGAGCCCAUGGACACAGCCUCACCCACUAUAGAGACUACUAGCAGUGAAACCCCCCCGACUGUAGAUUCGGACACAAAGCGCCAAACGACGCAGAACAGCAAUGCGGAUCGCAAGCCAACGCCUCCACUGCUAUAUCCAGACAUUCGACUCCCACUGGAGAUGAAACUCAUGUCGCAGCCAAACCGAGGCUCUGUUGAAAAACCUGCAUUACGCGCUACCUGCGAUAUCUCAGUGGGCCACAUUUGGGGACCCUAUCGGAUUGCUCAACUGUUUCGAAGUACAAGUCCGCCCAGCGAAAGCAAUCCAGUUUCAGCUCAUAGACAGAUCACCGUUCUAAGUGGAGAUGCCUGUGAUCUGGUAGUUCGGGUGAACGAGGAGAACGCUUGGAUCAAGCUAGUUCAAGAGCCAGCCGUAACUGACGCCUCAAAUGUGGAAAUCAUUUUUGAAAUUGUACCCGAGACAAUCAGUGUGGUCUCACUCACCAACAUCGCAUCGGGCAGCCAAAUCCGGGGCGCAAUUAAACUGGUUCCUCCUAAUUCAUCUGGAGCCUCAAGAAGUGGAUCUCCCUCACCACCAGCAGUCAAUUCGAGUUGUACCGGACCUUCAUCAGGCGCAGCCGCGGCAACAACCACAGGUGGUCCAAAAAGGGACAAGAAAUGCCUCUACUGUGGUAUCUUCUUCUCCAGUUUGGACACCCUCACCGCCCACAUGACCAAUUAUUGUUCACGACGACCUCGCCUUGCUACACCACCCAGUGGACCGUGCACAAGCAGUAGCAGCAACAGUGGAGGUGUCGGGGUCGCCUCUUCAACUCCUGACAAGGGUACCGCUAGUGCUGCUGACCCCGGUGACCCAGGAGUGAGUGAACCUAUGACCUCGCAGGCUUCAGCUUUCUCCUGGCCAAGCAGAACCACGCCAGGAAAGCGUUUGAAUGGACUAGCCAACCCGCACUCCCCACACAAUACCAAUCGCUCGACUCCCUGUGCCAGUGGCGGUGGUGCCAGCACCACCGGACGCAGCGGUGUCUCCCCUCCCUGUCUUUCCCAUCCCCCUCCAGACUUAAGCAGUGUUCUCGCUGCUGCAGCUGUUGGCAACACCACUGAUCCCCUUGUCACAUUUGCCGCCACCCUCGCCUCCCUCGGUCGAUGCAGAGCCCCACCAGUCACGGCAGAACAACAAGCUCCUCAUCAACUUUACCCCUCGGCUGAGGAGAAGUCUCGUGCUCUCUACUGUCGCGGUUGUCAGCGCUUCUACUCCAACUCCAUCUUCUCCUUCCAUGUGGGCAUCAGUCGACACUUGAACAAGCUCGCGGCGGAAGGCAGUGCUGAUGUGGGUCACUUGGCGGACGCAGCAAAGCGCCUCGGUUUGGUGAUGACUGCUCCCCUAAUUACCGAUGCAGGGUUUGUUUAUGUACCAGUGCAUCCUGUUUGUGGUGGAGGUGGAAGUGGUAGUGCAAGCGGAGUGGGGAGAGGAGAAAGCGGAGGGAGUGGAGUACGAGCUCCACUCGACCUUCGAACUGCGAAAUCGACGGGAGAGGAGACAGCGACAGUGGUGGCGGCGGAAGAGACAGGACCGACACCCUCGAUAACUCAGCAGAAUGCAACAAAUAGCCUCCUUGCCACAAUUAUCUCGGGUUUGGUAAGCAAGGGCAUGGCUCCCCCAGGACCACCACCGCUCCCACCUCCGCCACCACCACCAGUUCCACCCCCAAAUUGGUGGUUUGGGGGGAAGUUUCCAGAUGCAGCAGCGUUGGAGGCAUUUUUACAAGCCAUGGCGUCAGGCCAAUCACACCAACUCACUUCAUCAGUAGAUAUUGCCAGAACUUCCACAGAAGGAUCCACUGUUGAGGUACAGAGACCCUAUCUCUGCACCAAUUGUCAAACACGCUUUCAAGCCUACACCACGUUCAAGGGUCUGACGGCUGCAGCCCUUGCACAUCAACAGUAUUACUGCCAGGGGCGUCGCAAAGGCAGUAUGGCGUCAGAAAACGCAGCCAGUUCCCACAGCAACACGACAUCAUCCACCCCACAGAGCACUAAGUCUUCGACGAGUUCGGAGCGUUCACACUCACCAAAAAGACGACGUCUGGCAGAGGUGGACAGCUGUCCAAUGACGCUGUGCAUGAAACCUGCCUCACCACUCUCACAGGGCGACAGUAGUGAGACCUCUCCCUCCUCUCGAUCUUUAAACGGUGAUUGGGAACAUGUAGGGGGAGGAAGCUCUGAGUUGCGGUGUCGCCUGUGUGGCUAUAUCGGUCAGACUACCCGUGGCAUGAAAAUGCACAAUCGCCUGCACGAGUGCACGGCCGCCUCAAACACCAAUUCCAGCAUGCGGACAAAGGCACAGAAACCGUCCAGUCCCAAAUCGCCAAGCGCCGCGACAGAGGCGAACUCAAGUCCGCCCCAAAGCUUUCCGACUCAACCACUGUGCUAA
Messenger RNA from Echinococcus granulosus, 2454 nucleotides. RefSeq lists its product as hypothetical. Gene Ontology annotation, cellular component: nucleus. NCBI's taxonomy places the organism in Eukaryota, Metazoa, Platyhelminthes, Cestoda, Cyclophyllidea, Taeniidae. Gene Ontology annotation, biological process: positive regulation of transcription by RNA polymerase II; cell differentiation; negative regulation of transcription by RNA polymerase II. The transcript is spliced from 9 exons. The record is from RefSeq and is a predicted model, not a curated record. Gene Ontology annotation, molecular function: RNA polymerase II-specific DNA-binding transcription factor binding. The coding region runs from base 1 to 2454 and encodes 817 amino acids.